AUGGCUUUGAAAAAAGUCAGAGGCAAUAUUGAACGGAUGUUUGACAAGAAUUUGACUGAUCUUGUACGCGGUAUCCGCAAUAGUAAAGAAAAUGAGGCGAAGUACAUUGCACAAUGUAUGGAAGAGAUUAAACAGGAAUUACGGCAAGAGAAUAUAGCAGUUAAAGCAACAGCUGUGGCUAAACUCACAUAUUUACAAAUGUUAGGAUAUGAUAUUAGUUGGGCUGGGUUUAACAUCAUUGAAGUUAUGAGCUCUUCAAAAUUUACUUAUAAAAGGAUUGGUUACUUGGCUUCAUCUCAGAGCUUCCAUACAGAUACAGAUCUACUGAUGCUGACAACAAAUAUGAUACGGAAGGAUUUGAAUAGCCAAAAUCAAUAUGAUGCUGGUGUUGCUCUUUCUGCACUUGCUUGUUUUAUUAGUCCGGAUUUAGCAAGAGACUUGGCUAAUGAUAUAAUGACAUUGUUGUCGUCAACAAAGCCAUAUUUAAGAAAAAAGGCUGUGCUUAUGAUGUACAAAGUAUUCCUUCGAUUUCCGGAAGCAUUGAGACCAGCAUUUCCACGUUUAAAGGAUAAAUUAGAAGACAUGGAUUGUGGUGUUCAAUCAGCUGCUGUUAAUGUAGUCUGUGAAUUAGCUAGAAAAAAUCCAAAAAAUUAUUUGAGUUUAGCUCCUGUUUUUUUUAAAUUAAUGACAUCGUCUACUAAUAAUUGGAUGUUGAUCAAAAUAAUUAAAUUGUUUGGUGCAUUGACCCCACUUGAACCACGUCUUGGAAAAAAACUUAUAGAGCCGCUAACUAACUUAAUCCACAGUACCUCCGCCAUGUCAUUAUUAUAUGAAUGCAUUAAUACUGUGAUUGCUGUUCUUAUCUCAAUUUCAUCUGGUAUGCCAAAUCAUAGUGCUUCCAUUCAAUUAUGUGUUCAAAAAUUAAGAAUAUUAAUCGAAGAUUCUGACCAGAACUUGAAAUACUUGGGUUUACUAGCUAUGUCUAAAAUAUUAAAAACUCACCCUAAGUCAGUUCAAGCUCAUAAAGAUUUGAUUAUGAUCUGUUUGGAUGAUAAAGAUGAAUCGAUCAGACUUAGAGCAUUAGAUCUUCUUUACGGAAUGGUCUCAAAAAAAAAUCUAAUGGAAAUAGUAAAAAAACUCAUGGUUCAUAUGGAUAAAGCAGAAGGCACAGUUUAUCGUGAUGAGUUGCUCGUCAAAAUAAUUGAUAUAUGUUCACAAGAUAACUAUCAUUUUAUUACAAGUUUUGAAUGGUAUGUUAGUGUCUUAGUAGAGUUGGCUCGAGUAGAAGGCAUGAAACAUGGUCCCUUGUUAGCGCAUCAAAUGUUGGAUGUUGCUGUCAGAGUUAAAGCUAUAAGGCCAUUUGCUGUUGGACAGAUGUCUCUACUUCUUAAUAAUGCUCAUAUGUUUAUGCAACCUUCUGGUGGUUCGAAUAUGGCUAAUGUGCUUUAUGCUGCAGCUUGGAUAUGUGGAGAAUAUGCCAAUGAACUAGAAAAACCUGAAGAAACUCUUUUCUCUAUGUUAACUGGUAAAGUGCAUUCACUACCAGGCCAUAUUCAAGCUGCCUAUGUGCAAAAUAUAAUGAAAGUAUUGUCUAUAAUAUUGUCUAAAGGAGAUAUUCAACAAUCAAUUAAAGUGUGCAAACGAGUAUCAGAUAAAUUGGCACAAUAUGUAUCUAGUGGAGAUCUAGAAGUUCAAGAACGUGCAAGCGCUGCAUUGCAGUUAAUCAGUUACAUUCAUAAGGAGUUAGAAAAUGGUAAUGCUGAUGAUAUAUGCACUCAAGUAGCAUAUUUAUUUAAUGGAGAAUUAAACCCAGUUGCACCUAAGGCCCAACGCAAAGUGCAAGUACCAGAAGGGUUGGAUUUGGAUCAAUGGAUCAAUGAGCCAUUACAAAGUUCUUCUGAAAGUGAAGAUGACAAUCAGUCAGAUGAUCAUUCCAAUUUUUUUAAUUUGGGUGGUUUUGAUAAGAAAGAAGAAGAAGAAAAUAUGUCAAAUACAGCAGAUCAAGUAGAAAAGAAUAGAAAAGCUCGACUUUAUGAACAAGAAAAUAAUCCCAAUUAUUUGAAAUUAAACUCAAGUAUUGAUCAAACUUGUGAAAUUCCUAUCACAUCCAUAGAUCUGCCUACCUCAUUAAAUGUAUCAGGUUUUGUAUCAUCUGAUAAAUACAUUAAAGCAAAAAAGGAAAAAAAAGAUAAAAAAAAGUCUAAAAAAAAGAAAAAAGGAAUUAACCAUUUUGAAGAAGAAGAUGAAGAAAUUGCAAUUGAAAUGGUAGUUAAUCGAGAUAUAGGAGAAAUGCCAGACGGUGCUGAAGAUUCUGAUGGAGCCAUAGAUGUGCAAAAAGACAUAAAUGACCCACAUACUGCAUUAGAUAUUGAUUUAGAUAUUCCUGAAAUUGAACGCCCCCCACCACUAGUUGAAGAAAAAAAACAUAAAAAAAAGAAGAAGGAAAAAGAAAAAAAGAAGAAGAGUGAAAAAUCAAAAAAAUUAAGAAAAUUAGAUAAAAGUGAUCAACAAUUGAUUGAAAUUAAACAAGGUUAUGAAGAAGCAUUGGGGAUUUGCACACCAUCCAAAGAAGUUGUACAAGCAGAAGAUUUAUCGUUUAUCAAAUUAGCAAUGGACAAAUACAUACUUUUGGAGUACAAAAUAGAUCCAAAAAAUGAAUUAAGCAAUUUAGCGACUGUAUUCUUUCGUCUCACAAAUGUGGGUAAUAAUUGUUUGAUCAAAAACAUUGAAAUUGAUGUGAAUAAUUCCACUGCCAUUCAAUUUUUAGAUGAAAAAAAUGAACCUUUAUCUUGGUACAAACUUAAUAAUAACAUACAGUGUGGUUCAUUAACUGAAUUUGACUUGUCUCUUCAAGUAGAAAAUAUAUCUAUUCCAAAUACUCUUCGAGGGACAUUGACAUAUAUGGCACAAACUUUUCAAGACGACAAUUUUCAUCAAGAUAAAUUAGACUGGCGAUUGUCUGUAGCUGUAUCAGAUAUGUUUCUUAAAGUUGCUCCAUCUGUACCAUUAGUUGAGCUACUAUGUAAUGGUCAACUAGUCUACAAAUCAUCAGUUAUUUUAUCUGGCACUAAUUUUAACCAAGUUAUUAAUUGGUUUUCCACUAAACUCCAUCUAGUAUUAGUGGAACGUGUUGGUGAGACUGCUUCACUUUAUGGCUCCAAUGCAUCUAGUGAACAACUAUGUUUAUUGGUUAAAUCAAAUUUAAACAACGUUUCUGUUGAGGCGAAAUGUACAUCACAAACAUUAGUUGAUAAUUUAAUGAAUGAAAUUAAAUCUACAUAUAACGUUUAACAAAGUACUUUACUAUUCCAAUAUUCAUUAUUUGAUCAAAAAUGUUAAAAAAUGAUGACAUUAAACCACACUUGGUAUGUCAUUCAUCAUUUUAGGCUGUUUAAUAAUUGUUAAUAUAAAGAAA
Messenger RNA from Melanaphis sacchari, 3415 nucleotides. RefSeq names its product AP-3 complex subunit delta-1 (gene garnet). NCBI's taxonomy places the organism in Eukaryota, Metazoa, Arthropoda, Insecta, Hemiptera, Aphididae. Gene Ontology annotation, biological process: synaptic vesicle budding from endosome; synaptic vesicle membrane organization; Golgi to vacuole transport. The transcript is spliced from 19 exons. The record is from RefSeq and is a predicted model, not a curated record. Gene Ontology annotation, cellular component: endosome membrane; terminal bouton; presynaptic endosome. Bases 1 to 3291 code for a protein of 1096 amino acids.